Salarias fasciatus (jewelled blenny) is the source of this 1563-nucleotide messenger RNA. Its product is annotated as Golgi-associated plant pathogenesis-related protein 1-like. The transcript is spliced from 6 exons. The record is from RefSeq and is a predicted model, not a curated record. Lineage: Eukaryota; Metazoa; Chordata; Actinopteri; Blenniiformes; Blenniidae. Gene Ontology annotation, cellular component: extracellular region. The coding region runs from base 124 to 738 and encodes 204 amino acids.
CCUCCUCCAUGUGGAGAUGAGGAGGAGUCCAGCUCCUGGACAUAAACGCCCGACCAGAGACGGCGGGAGGAACCUCAUCUCCACUGGACUGUCAGGAGACGCUGAGAGCAAACAGCUAAGAAAAUGGCAGACCUAAGUUUUCAGGAGGAGUUCCUCGAGAGCCACAACGCCUACAGGGCAGCACACGGCGCGCCGCCGCUGACCCUGAGCGACUCACUGACGGCCUCGGCUCAGAGGUGGGCCGACUACCUGUUGCAGCUGGGCCAGAUGCAGCACAGCAACAUGGGCACCGGAGAGAACAUUUACUGCAAGUGGGGCUCCUCGUCUGAGGCUCUAACAGGGAGAGAAGCCGUGGACAAAUGGUACAGCGAGAUCAAGGACUACGACUAUAGAUAUCCUGGAUUCAGAUACAACACCGGUCACUUCACUCAGGUGGUGUGGAGGUCCAGCACUGACCUGGGCGUGGGCGUGGCCACCGAUGGCCACAGGGUCUUUGUGGUGGGCCAGUACCUCCCACCUGGCAACUACAGCAACCGCUUUGAGGACAACGUUCGCCCAAAAGGAGAAGAACUGGUGGGUGAUCAGGAGUCUGCUGAAGAGAAUGAAGAGGAACAACAAGAUGAAGAGGAAUGUGAUGGUGAAGAGGAAUGUGAAGAUGAAGAGGAAUGUGAAGAUGAAGAGGAAUGUGAAGAUGAAGAGGAAUAUGAAGAUGAAGAGGAAUGUGAAGAUGAAGAGUAAAGUUAAGUUGUACCUGGAGCCUGUAUAUACCUUGUUCCUCACCAUGGAGAACACCCCAAAGUGCCAAUCCUGAAAUAUUACAAGCAACUUGAGAUCUAAACAAGUUGUUCAGCUGGUUGAGUUGCCUAAAGUGCAGCCUCCACCUCUGUUCCACUUCAAUUUUUGUGUGGAAAAGUUGAUGAACACAGAUUGUGAGGAUUAGAUUUGGGCUCCAUUGACACGACACAUUUUGAGUGAAAGUGCAUCGUUUUUGCCGUUGACACAACCGCAGAGCCCGAGCGUCUUUGAAAAAGUUUCCACCUUAAGAGUCGUUCAAAAACCAGCUCCAAGCACCAUUGAACAUUGACAGUAUAAGCAUUUUGACCUGAAAUUGGUGUCUUUAACUUCUUUCUAUGGUUGAGAGAGAAGCGCUUUGGGAAUAGGAUGUUGCUUUUACUGCCUGUCACUUACCCACAGAGUCUGUGGGAAUUUUUAAAUCCCUGCUGAAAACCCACCUCUUUUCUUUGGCCUUCAGCUACGUUUUACCUUGUCUUUAGUCUCUUGUGUUCGAGUUCAAGAUGUGUUUUAAUGAUUGUCUAUUAAUUUUGUCUUUUCACCUUUUAUGAUUGCUUUUAUUCUUUGCACUUUUGUGAAGCACUUUAGCACGGCUAUACUGUUUGUAAAUGUGCUAUAUAAAUAAAUUUGACUUGACUUACGUGAACCAUGUCAGUGCCUUUCUAGACACAGAGGUGCUUGUUUUUCACUGUCCUACAUUUUCGAUUAACUGAUUGACCUUUUCUGAAUCAUGGCUUUUUGAAAUAAACACUUUCUGCUUGUACAUCAUCA